AUGAAAGACACAAUUUAUAAAUGCAAAGUCCCAGGCUGCACAAGCAGCUAUUCGAACAAAUUCAAUCUUAAACGUCAUAUGGAAGCAUAUCAUAGUGAAAAUAAAAAAUUCCAGUGCAGAUUUUGUACGAAGGUUUUAUCCUCAAAACAAAACUUGAAGGAGCACAUCUUCACCCACUCGGGUGAAAUGCCCUAUAACUGUAAAGAACCUGGAUGUGGGAUGAAAUUCCGCCAGGGAAGUCAACUCUCUGCUCACAAAAGGAUCCAUUUGGCACUAAACAAGUACACCCAAAAGAGCGAAAUUAAUCAUCCUAGAAACGAAUAUAUCAUUCUCACACAAUUAAUUGAAAAAUCAGAUUUUUUCAAGUUAGAAGCAAUACCAUACAAGCUAAACGCAAAUGAAGAGCAUAGAUAUGAAUUGCCUCCCAUAUCAGCACCGCAAGAGUACUGCAUGCUUCCAACAAGUAUAUUUAGUAGUCAAAUUAUCAAUCAGUAA
This is a messenger RNA of Blepharisma stoltei, 495 nucleotides long. The record is from the annotation of a GenBank genome assembly. NCBI's taxonomy places the organism in Eukaryota, Ciliophora, Heterotrichea, Heterotrichida, Blepharismidae.